Molecule: messenger RNA, 2174 nt
Organism: Propithecus coquereli (Coquerel's sifaka)
Lineage: Eukaryota; Metazoa; Chordata; Mammalia; Primates; Indriidae
Gene: F8A1
Product: coagulation factor VIII-associated 1
Exons: 1
Coding region: 1-1113 (370 amino acids)
Biological process (GO): vesicle cytoskeletal trafficking
Cellular component (GO): early endosome
Molecular function (GO): protein binding
Source: RefSeq, a predicted model, not a curated record
AUGGCUUACAUGGCGGCGGCCGCGGCCGGCCUGGGCGGCGGCGCGGGCCCUGGUCCCGAGGCCGGGGACUUCCUGGCCCGGUACCGGCUGGUGUCGAACAAGCUGAAGAAGCGGUUCCUGCGGAAGCCGAACGUGGCGGAGGCCGGCGAGCAGUUCGGGCAGCUGGGCCGCGAGCUGCGCGCCCAGGAGUACCUGCCAUACGCGGCCUGGUGCCAGCUGGCGGUGGCGCGCUGCCAGCAGGCGCUUUUCCACGGGCCCGGGGAGGCGCUGGCCCUUACCGAGGCCGCGCGCCUCUUCCUGCGGCAGGAGCGCGACGCGCGCCAGCGCCUGGUCUGCCCCGCCGCCUACGGGGAGCCGCUGCAGGCCGCCGCCAGCGCCCUGGGCGCCGCUGUGCGCCUGCACCUCGAGCUGGGCCAGCCGGCCGCCGCCGCUGCCCUCUGCCUCGAGCUGGCCGCCGCCCUGCGCGACCUGGGUCAGCCGGCCGCCGCUGCUGGCCACUUCCAGCGCGCCGCCCAGCUCCAGCUGCCCCAGCUGCCGCUAGCCGCGCUGCAUGCGCUCGGUGAGUCCGCCUCCUGCCAGCUGCUGGCGCGCGACUACAACAGCGCCUUGGCGGUCUUCACGCGCAUGCAGCGCCUGGCGCGGGAUCACGGCGGCCAUCCCGUGCAGCCGCCGCCACCACCGGGGCCCCAGCCCGGACCCGGCGCGACACCCGCCUUGCCGGCCGCGCUGCUUCCUCCGAACGACGGCUCUACGGCUCCUUCUCCCGCAGCCCUGGGCGCCUUCUCAGACGUCCUGGUCCGCUGCGAGGUGUCUCGCGUGCUACUGCUGCUGCUCCUGCAACCACCGCCCGCCAAGCUGCUGCCGGAGCAUGCCCAGACCCUGGAGAAGUACUCCUGGGAGGCUUUUGACAGCCACGGGCAGGAAAGCAGUGGGCAGCUUCCCGAGGAGCUCUUUCUACUGCUCCAGUCCCUGGUCAUGGCUACCCACGAAAAGGACACGGAAGCCAUCAAGUCGCUGCAGGUGGACAUGUGGCCACUGUUGACUGCUGAGCAGAACCACCUCCUUCACCUCGUUCUGCAAGAAGCCAUCUCCCCCUCGGGACAGGGGAUCUGAUGAUAAAUCACAGUAACCAAAUGACUUCGUGCCUGCUAUCAAACCUCACACAUCCACCUUUGCAUUUCGGGAGAAAGAAGAUACAUCGUUCCUGGUUCUACGUUUUAUGUUACCCCUGUUGCCACCGUGGGAAUGUAGUUGACUGAAAGUUACCUGUAUCCCAAACGCUUAUUUCCAUAAUAGUGGGAGAAAAGCACAUUUCGAUAGAAUCAGAGUAGAGGACAUGGCUCUCUUCCAAAAAACUGUAACGUAAAAAUGAGAAUCCCUUUAAUCUCCUUCCUCCUCUUCUCCCACCCAGUGCCGCCUCCCACCCCCAUCUUUGUUACAUAGUUACGAUUUCAUUUUGCACUGCUCCGUCUAAAUUCCUGAACUAUGUGAUUUCAUUGUGACACUCAUUGCUUAGACACUAGUAUCUCUGUGUCUUUGUGAUCACCAGAUCUCUCCCUUGACUCACCCGCACUAUACCGACGCAUGGGAGUCAUUUUAUAGCUCCAGGAUGUAGUCAUUCAUUUGAAAUUUACAGUAGGCCUAGUAUGUGGGCUAUGGGGGAGCAGUGAGUCUACAGCGGCCAUCUGUGAGGCAGUCCUUACUCAGAUCCCUGCAAUGCAAGUGUGUCCAGUGCAUCAGUUCCAGUGCUAGUGUAUCUAUUUGCAUUGGAAUUUACAGUUCUGGCUCUAUUCCAGGAGGUAUCUGGAAUCUACGUUGCAACUUUUAUUUAACUCAAAUAUUUAAAUCAGAGCAUGGCUCUUUGGUAUUGUGUGAUCAUGUGAAUGCAAGGCAGUGUCCUCCUCAUUCCCCAGCAGCAGGAGGUUCUAUUUUAAAACACUAAGUUUCGAAGGCUUUUUGGUCCAAAUGUUACAUGCAAACCAACUUAGGUGUUUUCUUAUCGAUUGAGUUAUUUUUACACUUGUGACAGUGAUCAUACGAACUCUUCAGAGUAUAACCUCUUUCUCAAACAUUCAACUUUGGUAAAGUGCAUCCUUUAGACUGAAAUUGUAUGCAAUAACUAAUCUUUGGGGCUACUGAGGACAAAGUUGGGGAUGGGGGAGGUGAUUUUUUUU